AUGUCCAUCGAAGCCGAACUCCUCUCCCCGUACCAUCUAAUCCAUCCCGAGAAAACAAUCUUUCGAGUUCAACCUCCUGCCAGUGGCUCUGGGCAAGAUUCCAUUCGAUCGAACCCAUCAUUUCAGACCACUGGUUAUAAACUCUACACAAAAGCAUGGGCCAAGACCAAUCAAAAAAUAGUGAAAAUCGUUGAUGACCUUCAAAGAGGUCUCCUGGAUGACUUGGUAACAUUUAUCAAAACAACCAGAUUUGAAUCUAGAAGUUUAAUUCGGCAACCAAUCCCCACUGCUGUGCUACUGGGUACAUCUAAGAUAUUGAACGCGUCACUUGCUUCUCGGAUGUCUGCACUUGAGGAUCCACUGGGCCAAUCUGAAUGCUUGCCGAUCCAACUCAACAGUCGAUCCUGCCUUACUUUAAGCUCGACAAUCAAAUCUAUCGUCAAUUCAUUAGAGAGCAGACUUGACGCCAAUUCGCUAGAAAGCACACUGGCCUCCGGAGCAAAUGAUCCUCUUGCAAGAGAUGAUGUACAGAACAUUCGAAUUAUCUACCAGGCACACUGUGAUCACUGCUUCAAAACCAGCACUCAACCUUCACCAUCCGAUGCAGAUUCAGCACGUCGACCUAAGCUGGUUUUCAUAGUUGAUGAGUUUGAAAGCUUUGAUUCCGGAGUAUUGGAAGCUUUAAUUUCAAUUUUCAGUAACUUGAUGGCCCAGAUCCCUAUCAUGCUGAUUCUAUCGCUUAACACGUCAGCCGAAGCGAUCCAUUCCUUAUUGCCAAGAAGCGCGAUAUUUCGGAUGAAGAUGACCCCAUUUGCUGUCGAUAUGGGUGGGAGUACCGUCACAUCAUUAAUUCAAAAGAUCACAUUUGAUCCAGAUAGCGAGUUUGAUCUUUCCUCGGGCGUGGUGAGGUCGUUGAUGGAUGGAUACGAGAGAUUAAACAAGUCGAUCGACAACUUGAUCUCAAAACUUCAAUUCAUUCAUCUGGCACAUUUCCACACGAACCCUCUCUGCGAAUUCUUGGACGGUGUUUCUACGGAAGAAGAAGAAAAAGAACAAGAUGAUAUACCACAACCACCGAAUUUCGAAUAUCUAGCCUUUCACUUACGCCUGACAGCUUCCUGGAAGCGGGCCCGUCGAGGACAAUCGCUGCUCGUGAACGACCAAGAACUAAUACAUACCCUGUGGAAAUCAUAUCGAAAACGGAAACAGGCUCGAAGAUCGUGUCUAAUGGCUCUCGAAACUAUAGGACGAAUUGGUCAGCUGUGGCCGGAAAAGGAGAGGACGCCCGAAUGGAUAUUGUACAACGUUUAUCGUCCUGAGCUAGUUGAAUAUACGGCUGAAAUGUGCAAAUUGAUCAGACACAGCAACGAUGAAAUGCUCAUGAAUGCAUUGAAUUCACUCUCUGACAUGGCGUCCGAAUUUGAUUGGCUCGAGCCCAGUCUCAUCCGACUCUGCGAGCUGAUGAACGACAGGGAACUUCGGAAAGCUGGUUCCCGAACUCAUCUGGUCAACACCAAUGAGCCGUUGUUGGCAGGGGUCACACUGCUCCCAGCCGAUCGGGAAUUCACAAAUAUCAUAUCUCAUGUGACCGAUUCUUUGAUUCAAUUUUUUCGGACAAACCUAGGACCUGAAAGCUUACUAGAACUUCAUGAAGCAUGGACGUUUGAUGAUAAAAUUCUGCUGAACGAAGUUUUUCAUCCGAAAUACACUCAGCAAAUCAAGUCACGAUUAGAAUUGAAGACAGCCGACCUCAACUCAACAGCUGAUUCCAAAGGCAAGGGUAAGAGUGAUAUGAAUGCGGAAGAAGCUGAUGGGGAACAAGACAUGAAUCGGCUGAGAAGGAUGUACGAGCUAUACAUGGAAACUAAUGGGAAAGUAAUCAACUUGAACGACUGGUUUGGUGCGUUUUAUCAGCCAGCCAAUCCGUCUUCUUCCUCAGCCACCGAUUCUAAACAAACCGGCCCAAAUAAAAAGAGGCGAAAGCAAUCAACUGAGAAAAAUCAAGAGCUUGAGGUCGAAAAAGGUUUCAUAAAGUCGCUCGGUGAUCUCGGCUUUCUCGGUAUCAUAUCUCAGUGCAAUCGCAAGAAAGAACACGUCACCAAACAUUUUUUUGGUUGA
Molecule: messenger RNA, 2118 nt
Organism: Puccinia triticina
Lineage: Eukaryota; Fungi; Basidiomycota; Pucciniomycetes; Pucciniales; Pucciniaceae
Exons: 9
Coding region: 1-2118 (705 amino acids)
Biological process (GO): DNA replication initiation; DNA replication
Cellular component (GO): nuclear origin of replication recognition complex; nuclear pre-replicative complex; DNA replication preinitiation complex
Molecular function (GO): DNA replication origin binding
Source: RefSeq, a predicted model, not a curated record